CGAUGUUUGAGGACUUUUGUCACCCUGUCGCUGCACUGAAGAAAAGCAGGUUUGUGGAGACAAACUGUUCUUCCCAGCUCUUUCCAGUUGGAUGGACUGAACGGCGCUCAGUUGUUGCCCAUGGAGCUCCUCCUCGCCAACAUCAGCUCCUCCAGGAGCACCGAGGCUCCUCAGCUGCUCCUCACCUCGGCCCAAACUAACUGCAGCACCUGGGAUCCACAGUGGGGGGCGCUAUACCUGCACAAGUUAACACACCUGGAUUUGCAGCUGUACCAGGACUUCUACUCUGUCUGGGUCUUUCUGAUGGUUUGUAACUGUGCGAUGCUGGUGGUCGGUGUCGUCCUCAACAGUCUGGCUCUGUUUGUGUUCUGCCGGACCUCCACUCGUUCCUCGGCCACUGUGGUUUACACCAUUAACCUGGCGGUCGCUGACCUGCUGGUGGCGCUGUCGCUGCCCGCCCGCAUCGCCCUGUACCACAGCGGUGGCAGCUGCGUGGCCUGCUCCUACGUCCACACCUUCAGCUACUUCGUCAACAUGUACUGCAGCAUCCUGUUUCUCACCAGUAUCUGUGUGGACCGAUACCUCGCUGUCGUCCACGCCGCCAGCACUCUGCAUCGAUGGAGGACGACCGGAGCCGCCAAGUGUGUCAGCGCCGGCGUCUGGUUCAUAGCAGUUGUGGUGACCUACUCUUUCCAGACCAGCGCGUUAAACGUCAACUCCUCCUGCGUGAGCCUCCCUGCCCACUUCUACCUCACCGUGCUGGAGUUCCUGCUCCCCCUGCUGGCCGUGGUGGGGUUCACCGUCCGCGUCGCCUGCUUCCUCUCCUCCCGCCGCGGACUGAUUCCCCGGCACAGCCGGGCCAGGAGGAGUCGCGCCGUCCGGCUUUUGGCCGCCGUCCUGGCGAUUUUCACCGUUUGCUUCACGCCGUUCCACCUCCGCCAGGUGCUGGUCUACUUCCAGGUGAGGCCGGCAGGGGGAGGCGACGGGCAGCGUGGGGCGGGUCACGUGCUGGCCUAUCACCUCACGGUGAGCCUGAGCAGCCUCAACAGCUGCCUGGACCCGGUGGUGUACUGCUUUGUGACCGACAGCUUCAGGGGGAUGUGGAGGACGAGGAGACGGACGGCGGCGGGGAGAGACUUGAAAGGUUCGAGCGGCGCAGAAGGGGAGCGGACUCCAGCCAAGAAAUGUCCGGGCGCGGCCCUGGCGAUAGCUCAGAGCGUGGCCGCACUCACCCUGAGCAGCGCGGCGGCCUCUGCAGCCAGCGUGGACCGGUCCGUGUAGAGAGACCUCACCAGAACCCGGGGAGAAAAACUUACCCAGACUCAAUAGACCUUUUUCACGCUUCCGGGUUUUAAAGCGGAUGUGGGGUUGGACAACUUCCGGUGGCUAUAGCGUUAGCAUUAAAAGGCUAGGAAAAUGUCUCAGUCUCGGCGCAGUUGUUUUUGUUCAGUCCCUGGUUGUUCAUGUGGGGCAAGAAAACAGCCUGAUCUGUCAUAUCAUGCGUUCCCGACGGACCCGGACCAACGGAGGCAGUUUUUCUCCUGAUGCCAGAAUGUCAGGAUCUGGAAGUGGUCCUACAAACAUCAGUGACAUAAUCAUAAUAAAUUUUGACAAAGGAAACAUACGUG
Molecule: messenger RNA, 1628 nt
Organism: Poeciliopsis prolifica (blackstripe livebearer)
Lineage: Eukaryota; Metazoa; Chordata; Actinopteri; Cyprinodontiformes; Poeciliidae
Product: G-protein coupled receptor 20
Exons: 6
Coding region: 121-1281 (386 amino acids)
Biological process (GO): positive regulation of Rho protein signal transduction; phospholipase C-activating G protein-coupled receptor signaling pathway
Cellular component (GO): membrane
Molecular function (GO): G protein-coupled receptor activity
Source: RefSeq, a predicted model, not a curated record